CUCGUAUCACGUUAUCUAAUACUACCAAACUUUGCCUUUAAGGCUUUCGAACCACACAUUAUAAAUCUAUAACCAAGACUCCUCCCCCCUUUUUUAUCUUCUUCCUCCAACAAAACAAAAAUGGCCACUAUAUCCUCUUCCGCUGUCGCCAUCCCUUCAUUCACCGGCCUUAAAUCCGCAGGAUCAGCCACCACUUCAAAAGUCACCGUCAACCUAGUCUCCGCCACCCCCAAGUUUUCCAUCAAAGCCUCACUGAAAGAAGCCGCCGGCAUAGCAACUGUGGCCUUUGCCGCCAGCGCCUUACUAGCAAGCAACGCCCUUGCUGCUGAAAUCUUGCUUGGGGAAGAAGACGGUGGCCUGAGUUUUGUUCCGUCAAGUAUCACCGUCGCCUCCGGUGAGAAGAUCGUUUUCAAGAACAACAAAGGUUUCCCACAUAACGUGGUGUUUGAUGAAGACGAGAUUCCGGCGGGUGUUGAUGCUUCCAAGAUAUCGAUGAGUGAAGAGGACUUGUUGAAUGGACCAGGUGACACGUACACAGUAACGUUGACUGAGAAAGGAACCUACAGUUACUACUGUGCACCCCAUCAAGGUGCUGGUAUGGUUGGCAAGAUCACAGUCAACUAAUUAAUUCCUUUUUUUUAUUUAAGUACACUUGAAUUUGUUUUGAUAGAAGAGGUUUAAGAGACUUAAUUUGCUCAGUAGCCUAAAAAAUUAUAUACCAUUUGUGUGAAUUUUUGUUAGUUACAUUAAUACAUUACAUAUGAUCAAUUGAUAUGCAAUUUCUUUCA
Lactuca sativa (garden lettuce) is the source of this 788-nucleotide messenger RNA. Its product is annotated as plastocyanin-like. Lineage: Eukaryota; Viridiplantae; Streptophyta; Magnoliopsida; Asterales; Asteraceae. Gene Ontology annotation, molecular function: copper ion binding. Gene Ontology annotation, cellular component: chloroplast thylakoid lumen. The record is from RefSeq and is a predicted model, not a curated record.